GUUCAAAACACUAAGCAAAAAGCCCUACAGGCUUUGGUAGCUAAUAGCUACACUUGACAACCCCCCUCACCCAAUCUACCACCCACCACCGCCCACACAAGCGCCCACCCAACCGCCCACCACCCAGUGACCCGUCCAGAAAGUCCAGAAAAUGGCCUGUGCACCACUGCUGCUCGAGCAAUUCAUCUACAAGAAGCGCAAUUUCGCCUACGCCUUUGUGCGCCAUCGUCUGUUUGUGUUAUGCAAACAAUCGCUAAUUCGCGUUCAGUCGGCGGAGGGCAUCAAACGCAUCGAGAUCUCGCCCAAGUCGAAUCUGAAGCAUCUGUACGACAGCGUUCAGAAUGCCCUGAAAGUGGAUGGAUUUGGUCUCUUCAAGGAGCGCAACUUUCUCACAGAGCUGCAGGCAAGUGGCUCCCAGCUGGUGGGGUCUUCCUUGAGGCAUGGCGACAUGGUAUACUUAAAACAGAUGGCUGGCACAUCAUCGCGCCGCACCAGCACCACUGUCCUGGACAGUCAGCCGUUCAAGACUAGCACCGUAAGCAAUCCAAACAGCGCUCGGCCAUCCUUCAAUGUGGUCGAAGAUGACGUGGACCAAGCUCUGAGCAAGGCUGAUGGCACCAUUAAGCGCGAACGUGAUAGCAAGCUGUGCCACCAUAAUGCCAACGGACGUUGCGUGCACUGCUCCUCACUGGAGCCCUAUGAUGAGUCCUAUCUGAAGGAGCACAAUAUCAAGCACUUGUCCUUCCACUCGUACAUACGCAAGCAGACAUCCGGCAUGGAUCAGGGCAAGUACUUUGUCUUCGACGACAUCAACUGCCGCAUCAAGCCGGGAUGUCGCGAGCAUCCACCAUGGCCUAAGGGCAUCUGCUCCAAGUGCCAGCCGUCGGCCAUUACGCUGAAUCGUCAGACAUAUCGCCACGUGGACAACGUCAUGUUCGAGAACACCAAGAUCGUGGAGCGCUUCCUCAACUACUGGCGCACCACAGGACACCAGCGCAUGGGAUAUUUGUAUGGGACGUACGAGCAGCACACUGAUGUUCCUUUGGGCAUCAGGGCCAAGGUGGCUGCCAUUUAUGAGCCACCACAAGAGUCUACCAGGGAUUCGAUCAACAUCCAGCCGGAUGAGUUCGCCGACGAUGUGGAUGCUGUGGCCAGUGCGCUGGGACUGAAGAAGAUUGGUUGGAUUUUCACUGAUCUCAUCACGGAGGAUGCGAGUAUCGGCACUGUCAAACAGAUCCGUGGCAUCGAGUCGCACUUUAUUACGGCCCAGGAGUGCAUCACAGCCGGCGAGCUGCAGAAUCGGCAUCCAAAUCCGUGUAAAUAUGCCUCCAAUGGCGUCUUCGGCUCAAAGUUUGUGACCAUUUGUGUAACAGGAGAUAAAACCAAACAGGUGCACAUGGAAGGCUAUGCGGUUUCGGCUCAGUGCAUGGCUCUGGUGCGAGAUAAUUGUCUGAUACCCACUAAGGAUGCGCCCGAGCUGGGCUACGUGCGUGAAUCCACCGACAAGCAGUAUGUUCCAGACGUUUUCUAUAAGGAGAAGGAUCAGUACGGCAACGAGGUGCAGCGGCUGGCUCGCCCCCUGCCCGUGGAGUAUUUGCUGGUGGACGUGCCCGCAUCCACACCGCUGCAACCCAUUUACACCUUUACCGAGUACGACAAGCGCCAGCCAUUCCCCAUCGAGAACCGCUACAUCGAUGGCCACCUGCAGGAUUUUAAUGCACUCAGCUGCUAUCUGUCCGCCUGGGGCGAGGAGGAGUUCCUGGAGGCCAUCUCCGACUUCCACCUGCUGGUCUACCUUUACAAGAUGGACAUGCUGCCGCUGCGACAGCACAUGGGUCCGCUGCUAGAGGCGGUGCGCACCAAGAACCCCAACCAGGCCGCCCAGUUCAAGGAUGUGGAUGUGUGGAAGCUGCUCGAGUCGCUUAUCCAGGCCAGUUCCGGCGGCAGUGGUGGAACCACCAGCUAUCCCAGUGGUGGAGCUUCGGCGAGUGCCGGAGCUUCUGGAUCGGAGGCAAUGGACCUGGACGCCAACACCUGGACGUGCAACCACUGCACCUUCAUCAACCGCGGCGAGCUAACGUCCUGCGAGAUCUGCUCGCUACCCAGAUAAGAAUCCCAGACACGAAAAUUCCACAAUUUGCAGCCUAGAUGAACCAUUCGAAAUUCCGGUGUAAAACAAACUAAAGAUUCAAUCAUACUUACUUAUAGCAGCGACUGGAAAACAUGGGUGUCCUGCGAACACACGUACACAUGCACACUUAGAGGCGGUUCGUGCGAAUGUCGCGCAUUCUCUAUAUGUAAUCCUUGUGUAAGAAUUUUAUAAAAUAAAACGAAAUGAUGGAAGGAAAAUUUAAUUUAUUUUUAAAUAAA
Drosophila mauritiana is the source of this 2370-nucleotide messenger RNA. RefSeq names its product nuclear protein localization protein 4 homolog (gene Npl4). Gene Ontology annotation, biological process: ubiquitin-dependent protein catabolic process. The coding region runs from base 152 to 2110 and encodes 652 amino acids. Gene Ontology annotation, molecular function: ubiquitin binding; ubiquitin protein ligase binding. NCBI's taxonomy places the organism in Eukaryota, Metazoa, Arthropoda, Insecta, Diptera, Drosophilidae. Gene Ontology annotation, cellular component: nucleus. The record is from RefSeq and is a predicted model, not a curated record. The transcript is spliced from 8 exons.